AUGAAACUCUUGUCACUGGUAAAGCUUAAGAAAGCCCCGUCAGGCGGGAUCCUGCGGAAACAUCAGGCCUAUGCCGAAUCCUCUAAAGAGGGGGCGCGAGGUGUUGGGUCUCGCCGCCUGAGGAGGAUCCCGAGUAGGAAAGCGCAGGCAAGGCCUUGCUGCGCCGGAGCCAAGGCACGAUGUCCCAGGGUCCGCUUGGACUCUGCCAGUCCCAGGCUCCGCGCUAGGGAAAAGCAUCGCCGGGGGCCACAGCGCGGCCGGGCAGAGCAGGAGGCCGCGCGUGCGCCCGGGAAGCGCAGCCCCGGCUCCGCCCUCCUCCCCCUCCGCUCCUCGCGGCCGCCGCCCCACUGGGAACUCCGCGCGGCGCGGCCCCGCGAGGCGGGCGCCGGGAGGGAGGGGCCGCGCUCCCCGCCUCCCGCGGCCAGCGCAGCUCCCAGCCAAGGCCACCGACAGCCCAGCUGGCGACGCGCUGACGCCGAGCCCCUCCCCCGCGGCCGCCACCGAGGCCGCAGCCCCUCCCCGCUGCGGCUGCCGCGGCCUUGGGGCGCGUCGGGCGCCGGCCCCGCCUUCGCCCCGCCUUCGCCCCGCCCCUCCCCGCCCACAAGCCUGAGGCUCCGCCCCCCGGACGGCGGCCUCCACGCCGAGUCGGUGACUCAGAGGCCGCGCGGUGCGGGGCGAACUCUCCACGGUGGCGCGGCUCCUCACACCUGCUCUCCGCCCACGGGCCCCGCGUACGCUUUCCAGUCAGGCCAGCGCCCCCGCCGCCCCUUCGGCUUUUCCGUACUCUCUCUCACUCCUCUGGUCGCUGCCUCCGCUCGCUCGCGCUGCGGCCUUCUCUUCCACUGA
This is a messenger RNA of Mus caroli (Ryukyu mouse), 846 nucleotides long. The record is from RefSeq and is a predicted model, not a curated record. NCBI's taxonomy places the organism in Eukaryota, Metazoa, Chordata, Mammalia, Rodentia, Muridae.